This is a messenger RNA of Nerophis lumbriciformis (worm pipefish), 2223 nucleotides long. The record is from RefSeq and is a predicted model, not a curated record. Lineage: Eukaryota; Metazoa; Chordata; Actinopteri; Syngnathiformes; Syngnathidae.
CCAAGCAGACCAAAGUGAAGCAAAUGAGAGUGGAGCUCCUCUCCAAGAUCUGUCCCUACAGGGAUGUUUCCAUCUUGUCUUUAUUUCAGUGAUUAUUACUCUUAUCACCUACUUCCUGUUUCUCUGUGGAUUACCUGGAGCCCGACUAAGGAUUUGCAAAAAGUGUGUUUGUACCGAGAGCUAUGGUGGCCUACGAAGACCUGGGCAGCUUGGUGCCUAUCAAGCGGACUCUGCAAGUCCUGGACUACCAGAACGAGGUCCACAAAGAGUCUGAGUCUGCCUGAAGCCUGGUCGUCUUCUCCUCCUGUUUCCUGGCUCCAAAGCCUGCAAAAGAUGAGUCCAUAAAGAGGAUUUAUGACUUUACUUGGGGGGAUUGAAGUCUCAAAAGGCGUUUGAGAAGGUGGACUUGGGCAAGUCCAUGUAUGAGAAUGUGCUGAAAGUGGAGCAGUCACAGCCCUCACCACCAAAAACCAGCAUCAUCAGUCUCUAACUGGCCCCUAGCCCAGUUCCUGCUUAGGGCCCGCAGUUGUCCAGAACCUUUCUUAGCUGACUUUGUUCCUCUCUUCCCAGGAACCCAGAACCAAGCGUGUCCGUCCUCUCGGCAGGGUGUCGUCGUUAGCCAACCUCAUCUCUCCGGCAAAAAAUGGGGCCGUCCGGCGCUUCGGCCAAACAAUCCAGGCCUCCUUCCGGAGCGAUGGCAAGUCGCCGGGCGUUCCCCAGAAGCCUUGCAGCAAGGCGACGGCCCCCACGCCGCCUAAAAGGAGAAACAGCAUGCUGUGGUCGGAGACGCUAGACGUGCACCAGAAGGGGACCUUAACCACCAAGGAGAUCAAGCGGCAGGAGGCCAUAUUUGAGCUCUCUCGCGGAGAACAGGACCUCAUUGAGGACCUCCAACUCGCACGCAAGGCGUACCACGACCCCAUGCUGAAGCUCUCCAUCAUGUCUGAAGAGGAGCUCUCUCACAUUUUUGGCGACCUGGACGCCUACAUCCCCCUGCAUGCGGAUUUGCUGGCACAGCUCUCCAAAGCCACAGGCUCAAACGGAACCGUGGGACAGAUCGGUCAGAUUGUAGUUGAUUGGCUACCAAGGCUGGAUGCGUACAAGGAGUACUGCAGCAAACAGCUGGCAGCUAAGGCCCUCCUGGACCAGAAGAAACAGGACCGGCGCGUGCAGGACUUCCUGCAGCGCUGCCUGGAGUCGCCCUUCAGCAGGAAGUUGGAUCUGUGGAGCUUCCUGGACAUCCCGCGCUCCCGCCUGGUCAAGUACCCGCUGCUGCUCAAAGAGAUCCUCCGACACACUCCGCCAGAGCAUCCGGACACCGCCAGCUUAGAACGAGCUAUCUCCAUCAUCCAAACUGUGCUGUCAGACAUCAACAUGAAGAAGGGCGAGUCGGAGUGCUUGUACUACAUGGACAAGCUGGAGUACCUGGACGAGCGGCAGAAAGACCCUCGCCUCCAGCAGUGCAGAAGCCUGCUGUGUCACGGGGAGCUUCGCAACAAAAGUGGGACGAAGCUGCACGUGUUCCUGUUCACCGAGCUGCUGGUUCUGACUCGCUCAGUCACCCGAAACGAGAGGCAGUGUUUCCAGGUGUACCGCCGGCCCAUUCCCGUGCAGGACCUGGCGUUGGACGACCUGCAGGACGGCGACGUCAGGAUGGGCGGCUCCUUCAGAGGCGCCUUCAGUAACGUGGACAAAGCCAAAAACAUUUUCCGCGUGCGCUCCCAAGACCCGAGCCAGGUCCAGGCCCAGGCGCACACGCUGCAGGUCAACGACGUCUUCCACAAGCAGCGCUGGCUCAACUGUCUCCGCGCCGCCAUCUCCGUCUACCGGCCACACGCCGAGCCAGCAUCGCCCGUGACCGACGCCCGCCCGGCCUCCGCGUCGGCCGUGGAGAGCAUGGAGGAGACGGACGAGAACCGUCCUCAGAGGUUGACUCGGUCGGCGCCCGGCUCGCCUUGCGGCCCCUCGUCUCCGAGUCCUGCACCUUCCUCCUCGUCAUCGCCAACCUCUCACAAAAGCAAAAAGAAGAAGAAGUCUCUUUAUUCUUUAGGGAAGAGAAAAGAGACGAUGGUGUGACGCCAACACAAACUCUGACACUUCUAUUUAUUCUUUACUGUUACGCUCCUCUGUGGCAGCCUUCACCCAACAUCACACAUUUAUGUCCACAACACCUGUACGCCGACAACACAUUUGUGUCCACAACACCUGUACGCCGACAACACA